UUCCAGUUGCAUGUCAUUUGUCUUGUUGGUUUUGUUUGGAGGUUAUAUUUAUUUUUAAAUAUUUCUAUUAAAAUUUAGUAUUUUUUAGUAUAUUAGGAAAUAGUGUUUCUUAUUGCAUAUUCAAGUCAGUUUUUAACUUGAUUUCUUAUUUUUUCUUAUUUGGACAAUUUUUGCUUUGGGCUAAUAUUUUUAAAGCUAGUAUGGAGGGUGAAAAAGUUCAAGAAUAUUUCCAAAAAAUUACAAAUGAAGAAACGGAUGUAUCUGCUGGCGUAGCUGCUAUAAGAACUCUUAUGGAAGUUAUUAAGCUGUCUCAAUCUGAAACAGUUCAAGAAUUAGAAACUAACUUAAAGGAUGCAAUUCAUAACAUCAAAAAUUGUAAUGUACCAGUCGCAGCCAUUACAUCAGGAUGUGAGUUAUUUCUGAGAUUUAUUACUCUGGUUGGUAUGGAUACAGUAGGGAGCUUUCGAGAUUGCAAACAACUUAUGUUAGACCGUGGUAAUAUUUGCUUAAAGAAAUUUGAUGAAGCCAGAGGAAAAAUCUCCAAAUUAGCAUCUAAAUUUCUAAUUGAUGGAUCUAAAGUCUUAACACAUUCACGGUCUAGGGUGGUGUUACAAACAUUAUAUCACGCUCAUAAACAGAACAAACGUUUUGAAGUUUUUGUUACAACAUCUGCGCCUGAUAAUUCAGGUCGCCAAAUGUGUAAAGAACUUCAAAACAUAGGAAUACCCUGUACACUCAUUUUAGAUUCUGCAAUAGGUUACGUAAUGGAACAGAUAGAUUUUAUUAUGGUAGGUGCAGAAGGAGUUGUAGAAAGUGGUGGUAUUGUAAAUAAGAUAGGAAGUUACACUAUGGCGGUAUGCGCGAAAGAAAUGAAGAAACCAUUUUAUGUGUUAACUGAGAGUUUUAAAUUUACUAGAUUAUUUCCUUUAAAUCAGCAAGAUUUGCCAGCUGAAUAUAAAUAUACUACCAAAGUAAGAGAAUCCGUGGAUCUUAAAAAUGCACAUCCUUAUGUUGAUUACACGCCUCCUUCCUAUAUCACUUUACUUUUUACUGAUAUUGGUAUCUUGACGCCAUCUGCUGUAAGUGACGAAUUAAUAAAUUUGUAUUUAUAAUUA
Molecule: messenger RNA, 1115 nt
Organism: Sitophilus oryzae (rice weevil)
Lineage: Eukaryota; Metazoa; Arthropoda; Insecta; Coleoptera; Curculionidae
Gene: eIF2Balpha
Product: translation initiation factor eIF-2B subunit alpha
Exons: 8
Coding region: 201-1112 (303 amino acids)
Biological process (GO): translational initiation
Cellular component (GO): eukaryotic translation initiation factor 2B complex
Molecular function (GO): translation initiation factor activity; guanyl-nucleotide exchange factor activity
Source: RefSeq, a predicted model, not a curated record